GAGGGACUUCCCCUCUCUAUGGAGUUUUGGCCCACGCAUAUAAAAAGAUAUUUCCUGUCUCCUCUUGGUACUCUCCUCUUUUUCAUUUUCUUCCUCAAGUCACUCACCUCCACAGAUCAGCCCCUCCCUCUCUCCCGCUCCUCGCCCUCUCCACAGUGUCACUCCCCUCUCCCUCCGCUCACUCGUUGCAGUGAUGAACCAGCUGCUUGGACUCCACUUCUCCUCCUCCUCCUCCCCUUCUCCGUCCUCCUCCACGUCUCCUCAGCGGGUGUCCAGCAGUGAUGUCGGGGAGUCUGUAGCAGCAUCGGGGUGAAGGACAGAGCAGAGGACCGCUCGGGCUGUAAACCAGGUGGAAAGUUGCUGAGAGAACUGGAUGUGAAGGGGAAGCACCAAGGUCAUGAUCGACUGGCCCAAUGUGACAGCGUCCAGCCAACAGGAGCUGGGCCUGAAACCUGAGGAGCUGCAGAAGUCCAAAUGUGUCCUGGGCUUCAUCCCUGUCAUCUACUACAGUAUCCUGCUUUGUGUGGGAGUGCCAGUCAACAUCCUCACAGCCGUGGCUUUAUCCAGGCUAGCAUCCCGCACUAAGAAAGCUCUGUACUACUACCUUUUGGCCGUGACUGCUUCAGACAUUCUCUCCCAACUCUUCAUCAUCUUUGUGGGCUUCCUGCUUGAGACGGCAGUUUUUCACCGAGACGUCCCCAUACUUCUGCUGCACUCCGUCAGCGCUGCAGAGUUUGCUGCAAACCACGCCUCCAUCUGGUCCACCGUGCCCCUCACCGUGGACCGGUAUGUGGCGCUGUGCCACCCCCUCCUCCACCGCCAGAUCAGCUACCCGGCCCGGGCCAGGAAGAUCAUUGGGGUGGUCCUCGGGUUAUCCCUCGUAUCGGGUGUGCCCUUUUUCUGGUGGUCGGACAUGUGGAGGAAUAGCAACCCCCCCACAGCCCUGGACACCGUCCUCAUAUGGACGCAUGUAACUAUAAUCUACUUCCUGCCCUGCAGCAUCUUCUUGUUGCUGAACUCUUUGAUAAUCCACAAAUUGAGGGUGAGGCAAAGGCAGCAGCCAUGCCAGGAGGAGGGCGGGUCAAAGAUUGCGUCUCCGCGGCUACUUGGAAAAACUACUGCCAUGCUGCUGGCCAUCACAUCUGUGUUCUCUGUGCUGUGGGCCCCCAGGACAGUAGUGGUCAUCUACCAUCUGUACGUGUCCUCAGUUCACCGAGACUGGCGCGUCCACCUGGCCUACGACCUGUCCAACAUGCUGGCCAUGCUCAACACAGCUGUCAACUUCUUCCUCUACUGCUUCGUCAGUAAGCCUUUCCGGGGAGCAGUGCGGGAUGUCUUGCUGCUCAGGGGGGGCCCACUUUAUCCUCGGAGGGCUCGGCCUCACCCGCUGGCCCACACCAAUGCCUCCAUCUCAUCUCUGUACAGUGGGAACAACAAGCGGUCACAGCGGGACUUCACCCCCUUGUCACCUCACAGAGCCAGAAAGCCCUCAUGACCCCCGUGCCCCCUUCUCUUGAUCCAAAACACCCAUCAUCCCACGGUCCCCGAGCACUUCU
This is a messenger RNA of Gymnodraco acuticeps, 1556 nucleotides long. It is a transcript of the gene gpr142, whose product is annotated as G protein-coupled receptor 142. The transcript is spliced from 4 exons. Gene Ontology annotation, cellular component: membrane. Lineage: Eukaryota; Metazoa; Chordata; Actinopteri; Perciformes; Bathydraconidae. Bases 398 to 1495 code for a protein of 365 amino acids. Gene Ontology annotation, molecular function: G protein-coupled receptor activity. The record is from RefSeq and is a predicted model, not a curated record. Gene Ontology annotation, biological process: G protein-coupled receptor signaling pathway.